AUGGCCGGGAAUCAGGCAGAACGCGACAUCGAGCUUAACAUCCUGAACUUCAAGGAGGACUACAGCCUGGCAAACGGCGAAUCCUACCUGACCAGGGAGCCCACCUACGAGAUGCCCCGCAGGCUGUCGAAGGCCGGCCCGGACAGGUGGCGCCGCUGGGUAGACUCGUUCCGCCGGGACCCUCAUAGCAGGAUGACCCCCAAGAACGCCUUUACCGCCAACCCGGGCUGGCCCCGCCUGGGUCAUGGCAGCGGCCCCGCCGGCCCGGACGAUGAGGACGACGACGACGAUGGCCACCAUCCCGGCCGCAACUACUACGACGUCCGCGCGGCUAACUACCGCACCGCGCACUCGCUGCUCGCGAGGGAGCUGAAAGGGAGGCAUCUGCAAAUGAUUGCCAUAGGUGGCUCCAUCGGAACCGGGCUGUUCAUAUCCUCUGGAUCCGCUCUAAAUACUGGCGGACCUGCAUCGGUUUUGCUCGCCUACAUGAUUAUCGGGUUAAUGCUCUACUGCGUGAUGCAGGCUCUGGGCGAGCUUGCCGUCGUAUUCCCUAUCGCUGGAUCAUUCUCUGCCUACUCAACCAGGUUCCUGGACCCGGCAUGGGGCUUUGCCAUGGGAUGGAACUAUGCCCUCCAAUGGUUAAUAGUGUUACCAUUGGAAAUAAUAGCGGCGUCCAUCACAAUAUCCUAUUGGAACGCUGGCAUCAACAAGGCCGUGUUUGUAACUGUCUUCCUCGCCGUCAUUAUAGCUAUCAAUCUGUGUGGCGUCAAAGGCUACGGUGAAGCCGAGUUUAUCUUCGCCAUAGUCAAAGUGACGGCUGUCAUAGGCUUCAUCUUACUCGGAGUUGUCAUCAACAUUGGCGGCACUCAGGACAGUGGCUACAUAGGUGGUAGCUACUGGCAGAACCCAGGCUCGUUCAACAACGGCUUCAAAGGGCUCUGCAGCGUCUUCGUGACCGCCGCCUUUGCCUUCGCCGGCACCGAGAUGGUCGGUCUCGCGGCGGCGGAGACGGCCAACCCGCGCAAGUCGCUGCCGACGGCCAUCAAGCAGGUUUUCUGGCGCAUCAGCCUCUUUUACAUCCUGGCGCUGACGCUCGUCGGGCUGCUGGUCCCAUACGACGACGAGAGGCUCCUGGGAGCCAAGUCCGUGGCCGACACGAGUGCUAGUCCCUUCGUGAUCGCCAUCCAAGACGCGGGCAUCCAGGUUCUUCCUAGCGUGAUGAACGUGGUGAUCCUCGUGGCGGUGAUGAGCGUGGGCAACUCGUCCGUGUUCGGCUCGAGUCGCACGCUGGCGGCGUUGGCGGAUCAGGGCCAGGCGCCGGCAUGGCUGUCGUACAUCGACCGGCGCGGACGGCCGCUGAUGGCCAUCCUGUGCGCGUCGCUGUUCGGCUUCCUCGCGUACCUGGCCGACAUCCCGCAGCAGGGCGAGGUGCUCAACUGGCUCCUUGCCAUCUCCGCGCUGUCGUCCAUCUUCACGUGGGGGUCCAUCUGCCUGGCGCACAUCCGCUUCCGCAUGGCGUGGCGCGCCCACGGCCGCUCGCUCGACGAGCUCGCCUUCCGCGCCCAGGCCGGCGUUGCCGGCUCCUGGGUCGGCCUUACCCUCAACAUCCUCAUCCUCGCCGCCCAGUUCUGGACGGGGGCCUGGCCAGUUAACUACGGCGAGUACAGCGUCCAGGCCAACGUGCAGACCUUCUUCCUCAACUACACCGCCGCCCCCGUCGUCAUCAUCAUGUACGUCGGCUACAAGCUGUGGUUCCGCACGCGCAUCGUGCGCAACAGCGAGAUGGACAUCGACACCGGCCGGCGCGACUUCAACCUCUCAGUGCUGCUGGCGCAGGAGAUGGAGGAGAAGCGCAGCUGGCCCAAGUGGAAGAAGUGGUAUAAAUUCUUUUGUUGA
This is a messenger RNA of Diaporthe citri, 1896 nucleotides long. RefSeq lists its product as uncharacterized. Gene Ontology annotation, molecular function: amino acid transmembrane transporter activity. Gene Ontology annotation, cellular component: membrane. Lineage: Eukaryota; Fungi; Ascomycota; Sordariomycetes; Diaporthales; Diaporthaceae. The coding region runs from base 1 to 1896 and encodes 631 amino acids. The transcript has 4 exons. The record is from RefSeq and is a predicted model, not a curated record. Gene Ontology annotation, biological process: amino acid transmembrane transport.